AUACAGCAGUUUGGUCAAUAUUAUCUUAACAUGCUUCAAAUAAAUCAGCUUCUCUCCAAGAUAAAAUGGCAAACCCAAAAGAGAAAACUCCAAUGUGUCUGGUAAAUGAGUUAGCCCAUUUCAAUAGAGUCCAACCCCAGUAUAAACUUCUGAAUGAAAGAGGGCCUGCUCAUUCAAAGAUGUUCUCAGUGCAGCUGAAUCUUGGAGAGCAAACAUGGGAAUCCGAAGGGAGCAGUAUAAAGAAGGCCCAACAAGCUGUUGCUGAAAAAGCUUUGACUGAAUCUAUGCUUCCCAAACCAGUUCAGAAACCACCCAAAAGUAAUGUUAAUAAUAACCUAGGCAGUAUAAUUCCAACUGUGGAACUGAAUGGGCUUGCUAUGAAAAGGGGAGAGCCUGCCAUCUACAGGCCAUUAGAUCCAAAGCCAUUUCCAAAUUAUAGAGCUAAUUACAAUUUUCGGGGCAUGUACAAUCAGAGGUAUCAUUGUCCAAUGCCUAAGAUCUUUUAUGUUCAGCUGAUUGUAGGAAAUAAUGAAUUUUGGGGGGAAGGAAAGACUCGACAAGCUGCUAGACACAAUGCUGCAAUGAAAGCCCUGCAAGCACUGCAAAAUGAACCUAUUCCAGAAAAAUCAUCUCAGAAUGGUGAAUCAGGAAAAGAAAUGGAUGAUGACAAAGAUGCAAAUAAAUCUGAGAUCAGCUUGGUGCUUGAAAUUGCUCUGAAGCGAAAUAUGCCUGUCAGUUUUGAGGUUACUCAAGAAAGUGGACCACCACAUAUGAAAAGCUUUGUUACUAGGGUGUCAGUGGGAGAAUUCUCUGCAGAAGGGGAGGGAAAUAGCAAAAACCUCUCCAAGAAGUGCGCCGCAACCACUGUCUUACAGGAGCUUAAAAAACUUUCAUCUCUUCCUGUGGUGGAAAAGCCAAAACUAUUUUUUUUUAAAUGCCCUAAAACAAUAGUAAAGGCUGGACCAGAAUUUGGUCAAGGAAUGAACCCCAUUAGCCGCCUGGCUCAAAUUCAACAGAGCAAAAAGGAAAAGGAACUGGAUUAUGUUUUGCUUUUAGAAAGAGGAAUGCCUCAACGUUGAGAAUUUGUGAUGCAGGUCAAGGCAGGCAGUGAAGUUGCUACAGGAACAGGACCUAACAAAAAAGUAGCCAAAAAAAAAAAUGCUGCAGAAGUAAUGCUGUUACAACUUGGUUAUAAAGCAUCCACUAGUCUUCGGGAUCAACUUGAGAAGACAGGGGAAAACUAAGGAUAGAGUGGUCCAAAGGCUGGGUUUCCUGAACGAACAAAUAAUACUCCAAAAGGAAUUCUGCAUUUGUCUCCUGAUGUUUAUCAAGAGAUGGAAGCCAGCCACCACAAAGUAAUCUCUGGCACUACUCUAGGCUAUUUGUCUCCCAAAGAUAUGAACCAACCUUCAAGCUCUUUCUUCAGUAUAUCUCCCACAUCGAAUAGUUCAGCUUCCAUUCAAAGGGAACUCACUAUGAAUGGAACAUCUCCUACAGCUGAAGCCAUAGGUUUAAAAGGAAGUUCUACUACUCCCCCUUGUUCUCCAGUACAACCUUCAAAACAACUGGAAUAUUUAGCAAGGAUUCAAGGCUUUCAGGUAUGA
This is a messenger RNA of Carlito syrichta (Philippine tarsier), 1604 nucleotides long. RefSeq names its product double-stranded RNA-binding protein Staufen homolog 2-like. The record is from RefSeq and is a predicted model, not a curated record. NCBI's taxonomy places the organism in Eukaryota, Metazoa, Chordata, Mammalia, Primates, Tarsiidae.